AUGCCUGUCACUCGUUCUGCCAACCCAAAUUCACUAUCAACGUCAUCCAAAGCCAAAACUUGCUCUAGUGUUGGAAUGACCACAGAUCUUUCAACUCCAGGCACGUCUCCGCGCCGUACUCCCCACUGCAAGACAUGCCACCGACCCAGGCAGGGACAUCCUCGCUCCGGCUGUCCUUAUAUUGAGCCUACGAUGUCGGAUCGGACUAGUGGUGCCACAGAAGAUAUCGUGGACGAAAUGUCAUCCUUGCGCAUUGUAAAUUCCAAUGACGAGCGUUCUUCCGUUUCCACUGAAACACCCACCCAAUCCAAGAAUCUCAAACGCCGACUCUCUGUUCGUUUUGCCCUUCUUCCAGCGGGAAGUCUCACUUCACUCUCCACCACAUCUUCCGAAAUCGUAGAGAGACUUCUCCAACCAGGAAUGAUGAGUAACGUAUCCGACGGUGAAGAUCAUGAUGAUCAUGAUGGUGGUGGUGGCGAUGGCGAUGGUCAGAGAGCAAUAAUGCGAUGGAGACGGACUUUAACUAGUCCUGAAUCACCUCCGGAAGAAGCUCCAGAAAUCAGCUCCAGGGCGGGAAACGAGGCAUACGCAACUGGUCAUGCUAGUCCGGGUACCGGCCUGUCACGUCUUAUGCCGUGCACGCUGCAGACUCCGACUGCGAGUCUGGUGUCCACAGAACCACUUUCUAGCCACCCCACAAGUGACUUCGUCGAUAUGAACAAAACUAUCUUCCUUGAUGCCGAUUGCGAAAGGAAGCCAAAUCCUUUGGCACGAACAAUGAGUGCAGAUGAGAGAUCAUUAUUCCUCGACAAUCUCACGCAAUCAUCAGGGGUUGCACCUGCCAUGUUAUUCUCUGUCCCAUUGAUCGAUCUCAAGGCUGUACAGUGCGACGCAGAAAAACUAGGUUUCAGCGUCCGAGUGCUGCCGAAUGGAAGCUCACAAGAGCACCGAUGGGUUAUAUUAGCUAAGGAGGGGGGUGCAGCGGAAUUCCUUCAACAACGUCUGACGGAGGAAGAAGAGAAAGGGCGGAAAAAAAAGGGGAAUCUCGGUGUUGCCGCUGGCGGAGCACUGGUGGGCGCUGUAGCGACAUUCACGGGACUGGCGUUUUCUUGA
Molecule: messenger RNA, 1113 nt
Organism: Suillus plorans
Lineage: Eukaryota; Fungi; Basidiomycota; Agaricomycetes; Boletales; Suillaceae
Exons: 1
Coding region: 1-1113 (370 amino acids)
Source: RefSeq, a predicted model, not a curated record